Notothenia coriiceps (black rockcod) is the source of this 2321-nucleotide messenger RNA. RefSeq names its product protein transport protein Sec61 subunit alpha. The record is from RefSeq and is a predicted model, not a curated record. Gene Ontology annotation, cellular component: membrane. NCBI's taxonomy places the organism in Eukaryota, Metazoa, Chordata, Actinopteri, Perciformes, Nototheniidae. Bases 101 to 1531 code for a protein of 476 amino acids. The transcript has 12 exons. Gene Ontology annotation, biological process: protein transport.
UGCUCUCUCUUUCUCCCGGAGCGGCUUGAUGGAGCCACACUGACUCCGAUCAGCACUCAGACUGAACCAGGAACACGACAGGAGCUGCACGUAGGACACCAUGGGGAUUAAAUUUUUGGAGUUCAUCAAGCCGUUCUGUGCGGUCUUGCCAGAAAUUCAGAAACCAGAAAGAAAGAUUCAAUUUAGAGAAAAAGUACUAUGGACUGCCAUUACACUUUUCAUCUUCCUGGUCUGCUGCCAGAUUCCUCUUUUUGGCAUCAUGUCUUCAGAUUCGGCAGAUCCCUUUUACUGGAUGAGAGUAAUCCUGGCUUCCAACAGAGGUACUCUGAUGGAGCUGGGCAUCUCACCCAUUGUCACCUCAGGUCUUAUCAUGCAGCUGCUGGCUGGUGCAAAGAUCAUUGAGGUGGGAGACACCCCCAAGGACCGAGCCCUCUUCAAUGGAGCUCAGAAAUUGUUUGGAAUGAUCAUCACCAUCGGACAGGCCAUUGUUUACGUCAUGACCGGCAUGUAUGGAGACCCUUCAGAGAUGGGCGCUGGGAUCUGCUUGCUCAUCAUCAUCCAGCUCUUCGUUGCAGGUCUGAUCGUCUUGCUGCUGGACGAGCUGCUCCAGAAGGGUUAUGGUCUGGGUUCUGGUAUCUCUCUCUUCAUUGCGACCAACAUCUGUGAGACCAUCGUCUGGAAGGCCUUCAGCCCCACCACGGUCAACACCGGCAGAGGUACUGAGUUUGAGGGAGCCAUCAUCGCCCUCUUCCAUCUCCUGGCCACCCGCACAGACAAGGUGCGCGCCCUGAGAGAAGCCUUCUACAGACAGAACCUGCCUAACAUCUUGAACCUCAUCGCCACCGUCUUCGUGUUUGCUGUGGUCAUAUACUUCCAGGGCUUCAGGGUCGACCUGCCCAUCAAGUCAGCACGCUACCGUGGUCAGUACAACACCUACCCCAUCAAACUGUUCUACACCUCCAACAUCCCCAUCAUCCUGCAGUCUGCCCUCGUCUCCAACCUCUACGUCAUCUCUCAGAUGCUCUCAACUCGUUUUAGCGGGAACUUCCUCGUGAACCUCCUAGGAACCUGGUCUGAUGCAACGAGUGGUGGACCUGCUCGAGCCUACCCUGUGGCCGGGCUCUGCUACUACCUCUCCCCUCCGGAGUCGUUUGGCUCGGUCCUGGACGACCCGGUUCACGCUGCCAUCUACAUCGUCUUCAUGCUCGGCUCCUGCGCCUUCUUCUCAAAGACCUGGAUCGAGGUCUCAGGAUCUUCUGCUAAAGAUGUGGCGAAGCAGCUGAAGGAGCAGCAGAUGGUGAUGAGGGGACACAGAGAGACCUCCAUGGUGCAUGAGCUGAACAGGUACAUCCCCACAGCUGCUGCCUUCGGUGGCCUCUGCAUAGGAGGGCUGUCCGUCAUGGCUGACUUCCUGGGGGCCAUUGGUUCGGGGACAGGAAUCCUCUUGGCUGUGACCAUCAUCUACCAGUACUUUGAAAUCUUUGUGAAGGAGCAGAGCGAAAUGGGCAGCAUGGGAGCACUGCUCUUCUAAAAAAUACCAACCUUCGGACACACUUAAGACACAAAGCAUCCUCCCGCCCCCCAUCAUUAUUUUAAUUUUGCAAUUUUUUGCAAUUUCGCACAAUCAGUUCAUUUUGCAGCUGGAAUAGGUUUUUUAUUGUCUACGCUAUCUGUGUUUUCCACCAUUACUUUUUUUAGCAGUUGAAACCGUUUUCCCAGCAGGCUGCCUAAGUCCCCACUGACUGUCUUAAAAGCUGAAAAAUGCCUAAAAGCACAUCAGUGUGAGGAGCUGUCUUUGAUUUACCUCGGGCAUUGUUCAUCGCCGCAUGUUCAAGGAACACUAAGACAGAGAUGACGUGAUAGUGCUAAUUUUAAGCUGAAAGCACUGCCUGGACUUUUUGGGGGAGUUGAAGGAAAGCCAUGUCAGGUUCAUCUCAAAGUAGCAAUCAUGGUUGAGGUUUCUGGGGGCCUAUAGUAGGGUUUGAACAGUAUAAAUAUAAUAUGCUUGCACUCCUGAUGAGGUCUCUGGUAAUCUCAGACAAAGUCGUCUAUGGUUUUAUUUUUAAUGAUGGACUAUGUUUAUAUUCACUCUGGUCUUAUGUAGGGCAAAUGUGUUUGUCCUCUGUCUGGGUCCUCAAAGGAAAGUGUGUGUCUGUGUCGUCAUGCUCUUUUAUUCCCAGACUGUAUUGCUGCACAAAACUGCCGACGUGGUCGGGAUGAGGGUGGGUUUGAUAGGGAUGAGAAAGGGUUUCAUUUUGGUUUUUACUUUAUGUAACAGACAUUGUGUUAUUAAAAAAAAAACAAGAUUUUUUUCCAACAUA